Nicotiana attenuata is the source of this 1218-nucleotide messenger RNA. RefSeq lists its product as uncharacterized. The record is from RefSeq and is a predicted model, not a curated record. Bases 141 to 1028 code for a protein of 295 amino acids. NCBI's taxonomy places the organism in Eukaryota, Viridiplantae, Streptophyta, Magnoliopsida, Solanales, Solanaceae. The transcript is spliced from 2 exons.
UUCUCUCUUCUUCUUAUUCUUCGUUUACUAAUUUUCAUGUUUCAUUUAUUCUUUGUUGAUGAACAUAUAUAGUACUAGUACUCCUCGUCUCUUUACGUGCAACAAGAAUUCAUUCAAAUUCUCUUGUUUGAUUUGAUCAAAUGGGUUCGAGUUCAGAAAAAUUCCAAGGGAAGAAAUCAUUAGUUUCCCUUGUGGAUUCUGCUGCCAAUUUGUUGAGAGAGCCAUUUCAAUUUUUUACAACUAUUCUCCUUAGCCUUUUAUUUCCUCUCUCAUUUCUCAUACUUUCUAGGCUCUCAAUUGCACAUUAUCUCAUUGACCUUUUAGGCUAUUCCACUGAAGAAACAGAUUCUGAUCUCCUAAUCAAAUUCUUCCUUCAUGCCAAUCCCACUUUUCUCCAUAUACUUGUUUCUCUUGUCAGCGUUGCUGCACUUACACAUAGCUUGACGGGUGGUACUUCGUGCUUCAUCAGGCGUACCACCGAGCCAGUUUCAAGACCGCGACUUUACACUGCGUGGAUUUUCCUUUGCAUAUUGCAAAUUUGUGUUGGCUUAGGCAUCGAAGGUAGCAUAGCUGCUGGAGUAGAUGGCCAUGAUCUUGGUAACAAAAGGGGAUUCUUGACAAGAGCUAUAUUUUUCUUGGGGUUACAUGAAACAAUGUUUUUUUGGUCCAAGACAGUGGUGAAGCCAGUGGUAGAUGACACAGUUUUUGGUGUUGCAAGGGAAAAUAGACUGGCUGAAAAGGCAGCAUUGGCAAUGAGUUUUGGUGGGCUGUGGUGGUGGAGAUUGAGGGAUGAAGUUGAGUCUUUAGUUGUUGUGGUGGAGAAAAAAAGAGACCUUUUGAUUAGUAUUGGAUUGGUUGAUUUUGUUGGUUGGUGGUUGUAUUAUUUAACUGUUACAAUUGGUUUGAUCAAAGUGGUGAAAAGUCUCAUUUGGGUAGUUUACGUAAUGUUUGGUAGAAGAGUUGUUGUCCCUAGAGUUGUUGACACAGAGAAUGCCGGUGAUUCUGUGAGAAAUGAUGAGAAGGUCUGAAUAUGACAUUCUUUUGCUCUGUUUUUUAAUUUUUGUUAAAAAGAAUUGAAUAUUUGUUCAUCAAUUGUAAUAUAUUAUCCUCUAGUUGGUCAACGACGCUCAAUUAUGAACGUUGAUUGAGAGGGAAACUCUUUUUUCUUUUGUGUAAUUUUGUUCCCAGUAAGUAAACGCAGAUUCACAUUUUUUUCCU